AAGUCUUUUCUGAGGAAUUUAAACUCAUUGACAACGACUAAUACUUUGCGGGAGUUAAAGAACUGCAGGGACCGAUCUCAGCAAAACAAGAAGAUGGGAAAUUCUUGCAGUGGUUUGCCUCCAGAUUGUGAGAUUAUUGUGAAAACUGGAGAUGUUAAAGGUGCAGGAACAGAUGCAAAUGUAUACUGCGCUCUUUACAACGAGGACAAAACUCGCUCGCGUGACUUAAACCUUGACUGCAAGUGGAAGAACGACUUCGAAAAGGGCGCUAUUGAUCGCUUUAAAGUUCAUUGUGGUCUUCCUCCUGGUCCUUUGCACAAGUUGGAAAUUUGGAGAGAUGAUAGCGGCAUCGGAGACGACUGGUACGUCGAGUGGAUCAAAGUGAAAAAGCUCAAUAACCCGGACGAAGAAGAACCAGUCAUCUUUCCUUGCAAUCGCUGGGUGAAAGCCAAGCGCAAGUUGGUGUUGACCAUUUACGACUGUGUUUUGCCUCAGUUUGACGAGCAUGCUGAACAGAGAAAGCAAGAGUUAGAAGACAAGCGGGAUGUUUAUCGAAUGGCUCGCAAAGCCCCUGGCAUUCCUAAGCAGGUAGAAGUUUUCGUGUAUUCAUGUAUAAUUAAUCCGCGUAAUUUACAGAAACAAUUAAUUUUUCGAGGGUUACAACAACAACAACAUAACUUAUAACUAUGCAACGCGCCUGUUCGAAUUGCGUGUCAAAAAUCGUGUAAUUCCAGAGAGAGAGUUUUAAAAAAGCUUGAGCAAGAUAUUUACUUCUUUCUUUUUCCUCAAUUGAGAGAAAAAGUAUCUUUUGCUCUUGUUUGUUAUGCAAUAUUUAUCAAUGGGUGGACGCAUAGCUGCUAAUAUUAUUGACAUUUCAUAAAGAUACCGUAAACGCAAAUGUUUUGAUUUUGUUUUGAUUACUUCUUUUCAAAUCUUUUCCCAACUGUUGUAGAUCGAGAGUUGUCCAAGAGACGAGAGUUUUAGCAAUGAUUACAAGGUAUGUUGUGUUUUUAUAAGGAAGACAUUUUUAUUUUAAUUCACGUGUAAAUACUAAUGUGAGUAAUUGAAUUUCCUUUUAAAGAGAUGCGUUACAUAAUGACUGUGUGAAAGUUUGUUAGUGGCCAAAAAUAUUUAUUAUUAUUAUUAUUAUUAUUAUUAUUAUUAUUAUUAUUAUUAAACAUUUGCGUUAUUGUACCUUUGAGGAUUGUUUGUCGCUGUGCAAGCUUCGUAAUGUCUUUUUAGUGGUACAGUUGUCAGCUUUUCUGUGUUCUGAUUGUCCUAAAUUUUUGGAUUUCUUGAAUAUAAUAUAUUCAAGAAAUCAAAAAAUUUAGGAUCUAAGACAUUAGGUUAGUUCAAUAGAAUAUUGACAAAGGGGCACACAAUCUAAUUUGAAGAAUAAUAAAAGUAAUGAACUAGCUCUUGUUCUUCAUGCAACUUAUUUGCAUAUCUCCAAGGAAAGUUUUCUAAAAACAAUAGUUUUAUAUGAACAAUAGGAUUGGAUGAUAGAACAUGCAAAUACUUGCCUGCUAUGCCUUUACUUCUCAGUUUGAUGGCAAACCUGAGGCUUUCAAAUUUAGAUAGCUCCACUGAGUUAAAAUCUUCUGAUUCCUUGAGCAAAAACUUGCUAUCUUUUACUAGCUGUAAUAAAACAAUGAUGAAACAUUAUCUGUGUUAUCCAAGUUCAGUUCAGACAUUAUAAUCUCUUACAAGGCCAUAAAAACGUAAGUGGUUUAAGGUCACAUGCCCAUCUUAAGAUAAUUAUUGAUCUGAUAGCAGACUAACCCUCCAGGCUAUAUAAGGCAGUGCCUGAUCCAGACGAGAUAAGGGGGGGUCUCCCAAUAAAAUUUUUGACUAUAAAAAAAGUGAUGAAUUAAAUUACAAAUAACUUUCUUUAUGUUUUGAGACUUGAAAUGCACAUAUCUUGUAAGUUUUAGACUGGAAUGCCAUCUGAUGAGUAAUCUGCUGGCUCCAUUUAGCUUUUGCACUCACAUGUAUCAGUUAACUUAAAGAAUUAAGUACUACUUGUUAACCUAGAGUGAGGUCACUACAGGGAAAUCUCAGACCAAGGCCUGGGAUUUCAACACCUCAAGGCUGAGGUCUGAGAUUUCUCUGUAAUGACUGAAUGGAUGAUGUUAGUUAUUUAUUUAUUAUAUGGCCAGUGUUUAGCGCUAUAUUCUUAAAAUGAAUACAAUAAAAAACACGGCAAGUUUUUUUCAACAUUCCUGCAUAAGAGGUCACUCAAGGUCAUUUUCACUGAACUGAAAUGAACCUGGUGAUGCAAUUUAAACCACAGGACACAGUUUCUUUGACAAUGAGAAAUUUUGGAAAUUUAAAACGAAUAACUGGUCAGUCGAAAAACACGUCACAUCCAUGAGUUGUACGCUUCAGCCCACGACACAGUCAUUUGACACUAGUCAGUGGAUAGCUUUGUUAACAGCUGUCAUAUGGAUGUCCACUAUCAAGUUUUGUGUUUAAAAACCCAGAUUGCAUAUGCCUUGGACACCUGGCUAGUAAUGCCUGGUCAUUGUAAGGAAAUCUUGGCUUAGCGGCCAAUUAGAGUGCACAUACUAUGUAGUAUUGUAGCUAUGUAAUAAAUACUGGUAAAUCGAUGUAUUGCUUUUUGCAGUGGAAUAUUCAGCAGACAAAGUAUACACUAGCUGUCAAAUGCAAACUUGCAAAGUUGACCUCAGAUCCUUGGGAAACUCUGGAUGACUUUGGCAAUCUCUACAAAGGAAGUCUUAACAAACCUUAUGUAAGUUGACGUUUACAUCAUGUGAUUUAAAUUUGGGACCAGAAAGAGGAGGGAGAAAACUGGGAUAUGGAGGGAAGAGUAGGAACUUGUGAAAUGAAAGUGCAAUAUGUACAAGGACAUGGAUGAGAACUGUAAGGAAACGGGGUGGGAACCAAGCCAGGAAAUUAUAAAGUAGGUGUUUGCAAGGCCAGCAGUUUGAAAACCAAGAUACAAAAAAAUUUAUUACCUUCUUCAAAAACUGGAAAUCCUUUGAAACCCAGUCCCUCCAGUUUGUUUCUUGACUGUAAAGAUUCAUAAGUUGAACUGGGAGGACAGGAGCUUAGAAAGAGAAGGAAAGUGAGUAAGUAUAAUGUAAAAGGGGCCAGCCAGGUGGGGUCCAAAACAGAAUCACUAGAGGAAGUAGUGAAGAUUAGGAAAAGGAAACAAGAAACUGGUAGAUGAAUUUGUGGUGUAAAGAAAUGGAAAGUGAAAGAAAGUGGAGUGGGACUGGGAAAUCAAUGGGAAAAAUUAUUGGGUGUACAGGGAAUGUAAACUAGGAGAGGAUGGUUGCGAACUGAGAAAUGGAGUUGGGACAGAAUCGUGAGAAAUACAGGAGUGAAGCAAAGAGAAGACACACUAGGAUUUUUAAAUAUUCUUGUUAGUGAGGAUCCUCAGGUUCUUAUUAAGCUUGGCAUUAAUAAUGAGAGCAAGAAUUUCACAAAGGAUAACUCCACUUUGCAAGCUCAUUAGUGAUAUUGCACAUUGAUGUCGUUUGCUAUUCCAGGGAUAUUUCAACUGGAGGGAAGACUCCAACUUUGGCCGUCAAAGACUGCAAGGCUGCAAUCCCACUCUCAUUAGACUUUGCACUGAAAUCCCAGAAAAGUGAGUACUGUUGUCUCAUUAUUGCUUGUAGUUUACAAGUGCUUUUCUCACAACACCUGAUUGACUUUCUUCCUUGCAGCACAAAACACUUUUCAAGAAUAUUUGUGGUGGUUGAUCACAAUUAUUUUCUGAGUUUCAUGGCAAAUUGUUGUAUUUUUUUUUUUCAUAGUUUCAAGGUCACUGCUGAACUUGUUGAGCCUUUCCUGGAGGGACUUACUUUAGAAGAAGCCAUGAAGAAAAAGAAACUGUAUAUUGUGAACCUGAAGAGACUCGGUGACAUAAUGUGCAGGUUUAACCGAGUGGUGAGUGUCUUAAUAACUGUGUGUCACUGUAUGUUGUAAACCCACUGUGAACAAAAAACCCAAUUUCCUGAUAAGCUGUCCCUUCUUGAAGCAUGGAAAAGUGUUGCUGUCUUUUUGUCAGCAUCAAGGCUGUCAUCAGCUGAGUUUUACACCAGUGAUUUUGCCCCUUACACAUUUGUUUUAUUGUCAUUUUCUAAUUUCAGAUCUGCAAGCCAAUGGCAUUAUUCUUUGCCAAUGGCAGAAAUGAGUUGAUGCCUGUUGCAAUCCAGUUGUUCCAAAAGCCAUCAGAUGAUAAUCCAGUGAGUAAAUCAUAGUACAAUGUUCUGACUUGAACUUUUGGCAAAUUCUAUCACAAUCUUGAGCAAUGCCUAUCCAGGUUUAAUAUAUACUAAAACAGUGGAUAGAGUUUUUUGGACACUCUGAUUGGCUACUCAAACUUGGGAUAUUCAGUGCCAUUUACCUCUGAGCAACGCCAAACUUGCUUACGUUAUGAGCAAAAGGGCUUUCCGGUGUGCUACUGCAUGAACAAACAAAGAAAAUUUUAAUGUCACAAAUAAACAAACAAGCUGUUCCCGAAAACAAUGGCCGUUAUCUCACUGUUUUAUUAUAUUAGACUAAAACAAUAUUGUUCACCUCAGUUUCAUCCACCACAAUGACUAGAUAGCCAGAAAAAGAAAAAGAAAGUUGUUUUCCUGUGUUCAGUGAAUAACUGUUACUAUUCACCACUUCUCCAUAACUCUCUGUAAUUCUUCCACACUUUGUCCUGUUUGUUCCUGUAACCCUUAACCCUUUAGUUCCCAAGAGUGACCAACAUCAAUUUUCUCGUAACAACAUCAGCAGAUCAUCAAGAGUAAAGAUUAUGAGAAUUACUUAAUUGAUUACCAAAGGGAGAAUGCUUUGAUCUUAAACCAAAUUCUUUCAACUGUUCUUUAAAGAAAUGUAUGGAGAUCAGUCUGGAGAAUUUGUAUGUGUAUCUUGGAGCUUAAAGUCUCAAGGGUGGUCAACAUCUGAGUGAUUCUGAUCCUGGUCAUCCCAAAGGAACAUACCCAUAUUUAAUAUAAAUUUUGUGUUAUGAUGGUUGUAGGUGUUUGUGCCUAGUGACCCAAAAUACACCUGGAUGAUGGCAAAGAUGUAUUACAACAAUGCUGACGCUGCAUUUCAUCAGUCUUGCACUCAUCUUGGUAAGUGAUUGAUACAAGGGACAUCGCUGCGUGGUUUUUAUUCUGUGUGACAAUAUUGUUAAUUUUGUGAUUACACUGAGCCUUUUUCCUGCGGUUGUUGAUUUUUUGAAUUGCAGGCUUUACCCAUCUUGUAGCUGAGACUAUCUGUAUAGGAACUCAUCGUCAGCUUUCACCUUCUCACCCGGUCUUCAGGCUACUAGCGCCUCACUUUUUGUACCUGCUAGCAAUCAACUCGUAAGUAUCCAGUUAAUUAAUAGUAUGUCUGUAGUGUUACUGACAAAACAGUGUUGAUUCAGCAGGUGCCGGUUUGGCCAGAAGAUUGACUGUCACCUCUGUGACUUUGAUGACGUGGAUUCAUUUCUCUCUCUUGAUCACUGUGGUGUUAGUUGCCCUGCUUCUAGGUUUUUUGUUAAUAUGGAUUUUCGGAUUUUUGCCCUCCACAAAGACUAACAUUAAUUUAGAGUUGGUCAGGUCUUUCGUAAAAUAAGGUUGAUUUUGUAAUCAUUUAUAGUUCAUUUGAAGAGCUAAGAUCACAACCGUCCUGACAUGUAAUAAUCAUGUCGUCUUUUGUGGUUUAACUGAGAUUUUUCCUGUUGUUUUGCAAGUGGCCUCUAAUCCCAUCGUAAAACACCCUUUUUUCAUGAUUAGUAUUUAGUCCACCCCAACAUCUCACACCCCAGGUUGUGUAUUAAAUAUAAAAAACUUAAAACAACCUAGAACUUAAAACAAAUAACUAUGUACAAAAUACAAGUAGUUUUAAGAUGUUGUGAUUGUUGUGUUUUAUAGACUUGCCUUGGCAAGACUAGUUGCGCCAAAUGGAUGGAUUGAUAACACCAUGACAACAGGAGCUGGAGGGCUGAUGGAGCUCGUUAGUCAGACGUGAGUUGAGUAGGAACAGAAUCGUCUUUUAACCCUUCAAUUCCGUGUGUUGGACUAAAUGAGCAUUAUUUUGUUGGGCUUGUUGUGCUCUUCCAGGGCCCUGUUGCCUCUUGCGACUAGAAAAUUUUUUUUUUUUUGCUUAAAAAUCAUAUGCUGGGCACCUUGGAUUUCACAGGUUCAAAGCAUUAGGCUCCCUUUCAUAUUUUUCUCAGAGUACGGCCUUGAUUUGUAUUUUCUGCAUUUCACAUAAUCUUUAUUCCGUAAAGUGAACAUUUGCAAAAAUACCCACCUGCAUUCUGAAAAAUCUGACAAAUCUUACAAGCAGUACUGCUAAUUUAAAAAGGAUGGCCAAAUCAUAUGAUUUUCUGGACAGACUCAAAGUUAGUGGAGCACUUCAUCUCAAGGUGAACUAAGUUAAGGAGUAAAUGAGUUUCAAAGGCAAGGUUGCACCAAAGAAAUCCGUAAGAAAAUGGGCCUUGAUUAUGGCUCUACACUGUGAUUGUGGAGUGAUGCACAUUUCACAUUUUACAGUACAAUUAAAGCCAGGAUACAGUUAAAUGUAGCUUACGUUUUGAUGAAGCUUACUUGAGGUUGGCCAUUUUGCAUUGUAAAAAACAUCUGACCACAAAUCUCAUUUUUUAGUUGGCAGCACUGGCGAAUGGACACAGAUGGAUGGCUUCCUGCUGAUUUAGCUGCCAGAGGGGUAAUUAUCACUAAAGAAUAUGGAAGAUUUCUGUAUUGAUAUUUGAUUUUUGAGGCCCAUGAUUAGUCUAAUUUUUUUUUGUUUGAGUAAUAAUAUUAUUGUUUUGUGCAUGGUAGACUUUUCCAUUAAUAUGUACUGUUAAUAGGGGCUCAUGGAAUCUUGUACCAAAGCAAACUCUCUCUCAAUAGAGAGGAGAAGUGUGAUGACACAUCACCAUGGUAGCGGAAUUUCUGGAUAACAACAUUAGGGAGCUUAACCGAUGGCAAAAUUGAAAACAACGAGAAUGGCGAAAAGACAAUAGAAAAUCAACAACUCUGCCCAUGCAUCACACUCUUGUACAUUUCUUAGCCAUCGUUGCACGGAUGUGACACAACACUUCCUAAUUUCACAUGCCCACUUUACGGAGCGGGUGAACACAACACAAAAAUUUCUUUUUCUUUUUCUAAACUAUCGGGUUCAAUUCCAGAAAAUUUCACCAACUAUAACAAAUUAAAUGAAAUUGAAGAGGGCCAAUAAAGUUUGAAACAGUGUGACAUUUUCGACUUCGCUCUAUAGAGUGAUACAGCUUAAACAGGGUAUGUACUCAGGAGGGGCGAAUAAGGGGAGGAGCCCUUGCCUGCUGUGCCCCAACCUCUUAUCUUAGGGUCUGGAUGAAUCUCCCUCUUCCCCAACUUACCUGAAGGGUGGGUGUUCCAGUGCUCUGCACUCAGAUUGUGGAAACCUUCGCAUCACUAUAGGGAGUUAAACAUUAAUUUUGUUUUCAACAACACAACUAUAUUCUACAUAAAAAAGUAGUAUCAGAAAUGAAUUUGCUAUAAUGAAUGUACAUUAGGAAAAGUUUCAUAGAAAUCUACUCUAUGCUCUACAAAAAUUUCAAUGGUGAAAAAUGCAAAAGAAAUAAAUUGCGAAGAAAUUCCAGGAUUUAGUAGUCAAUUGGCUAUACAUGUCUUUAUAAUAAUAACGUUGCUAGUCUAUAAGGUUCCCCAAGUUUGAAGAGGUUGUCAUAAAUUGCUCAUAGCAAAUUUACCACAUUCUUGAACUUGGUUUACGUUCUAGCCACAAAUUGUGUAAUUUUAUUAUCCAUUGUGUAGAUUUUAAUUUUUUUAUUGUUAUUCUUGAGAUGGAAGACACUGAAGCAUUACCAAACUACCCCUACAGAGAUGAUGCUUUGCUGAUUUUUGAGGUCAUUCAUGACUAUGUGCGAGAGGUUCUGGAGGCAUUUUAUGGUACGCUCAGAAAUUGGCUGUCAUAUCAGGGCUGUCAAUAACAUUGAAUGCAUAUUUAAACAGGUUUAGAUCUGUGAAACGUUCAAACCGUGCGAUGUCGUGAACGCGUGGGAAAUUUCGAAGGCAUUGUUCCCAUUCUUGCGUGUAUUCCGUCAAAACAACAUGGCGUCCGCGGUGGAAUAAAUACCUCUUGAAAACCCCGGAAAAGGCAAUUGCCGAGACUCUAACUUUCAAAAUGUCCCUAGAUGCCUCGGCCCUAAGAAACUUGUGCCUUUGGUGCGAGUUCCAAAGCCGCCUACUAUUUUUAUUAUCAGCCUGCUACUUAAAAACGUUUUGACAGCCCUGGUCAGAUACACAUAUCUUUUGCAAAUUUACUGGUAAAUGUUCAGUACCGUCCAUUUGGAGCCCUUCACAAAUUUUUUGCAUUGCUAGAAAGAACUCAGUCAGUGCAAAUGUUUCUUAUGAGUGGGUGGACUGCAAUGUUAAACUUGAGGAUAAGUUGUAACUUAAAAGCUGUUGUAAAGUUAUUUUUCGUGGGAACCUUUGGAACAUCUUCAAGUUAAUGCGACCACUAUUGGGCCAUAACAUCCUGGUCAUAAUAACGAGAAUUGAUGGUCGUAUAUAAGGGAUCGUCGUCAUAAUAGUAAAAUAACCAGUGUUUCUUACGUUUGGAUCGAAAGACUGUGGUCGUAAUAAUGAGGUGGUCGUAUAAAAAGGGUGGUUGCAAGGCGGGGUUCCACUGUAUUUCCAUCUGGUUCAUUUUCCAUGUAUCCAUCAGGAGGGAGGCGUAAGGGGGUACGAACACUUCAAAACCGCACAGAAAUAAGUAUGAACACGGCAUUGAAUUUACCUGAAAAUUUCUAAAUACCGCAAGCUGCUUGGUUUUGUAAAACCACAAUACCGCAACUUAAAAUAAAAAUUUCCUCAAAACCGUAUCACCGCAAACCCUUACACCCCCCUCCAUCAGGCCCCGCUAUCCGUUGGAUAAAUCACUAUCCAGCGGAUAAGUAUUAGGGGAACCCAUCGCGUUAUCCAGUGGAUAGCGCUAUCCAUCAUUUGAACAACUGGGGAAGGUGAUGAUAUAACAAGGUUUCAUGAACUAAUUCCUGCUUGAAUAUUUCAGAUGCCCCUGAAAAAUUAACAGAUGACUGGGAAAUUCAGAACUGGGGACAUAUGCUGGCAGAUCCUGAAGAUGGUUUGGGAAUCAAGGUAAUGUUUUUGAAACACAGUAGCAUUAUACAGUGGAGAAUGUUUACGGCAAACAAGUGAGUCUCCAUAGUAAGUAGCUUGUUUAGUGGUAGAGUUUGUGGGCAGAUAGUGAGCUGUGACUGCUCCUAAGUGGGAACAGGAGAAAAUUAUGUGCGCUGAUGUUAGGUUUUAGAGAGUUAAUAGGGAGUGAUACAAAUUUGGUAACAUCAAGGCAUAUUAUGGGGAGAGAAAAGGCCUCACUUCCGUUUGACGUGCGUUGCUCAAAAACUCCUUUACUCAAGCUUUACUUAACAGCCGCAACAUAGUUAGUAGAGCACUUGAUUGUAGAGCGGAGGUCGUGAGUUCUAUUCCGGGGCCGAACCAAUACUUAAGGUGUGAAAACAACUGAAAAAAGAAGGUACUACCUUUUCCCUGCAAAUGGCAAGACCUUCGCGUGGUUCCUAUGAACGCGUACAAUAACGGUCCCGUCUCCGGACGGACACUUAAAAAAUUGUUCUCAAUUAGUAUUUUCCCCUAAUGUUUCAACAUGUACAACUGUACCUUUUAAUAUUUUUACAGGGUGUGUUCGGAGAUGGCAAGUUUAGUGACUUGGAAGACUUGAUCAAAGUGGUAACCUCCAUCAUCUUCAUCAGCAGUGUGGGGCACUCAGCUGCAAACUUUGCUCAGUAUGACGAGUAUGCCUUCCCUCCCAACUAUCCUGCUUUCCUGCGGGGAAAACCACCAACAUCAAAGGUACUUUAACCUUUAACCUUUCAAGUAGCGUGCUUAGUAGGCACAUAAAUGGGAGGAGAGGGAGAGCGAGAGGGACAAAAGUGCUAAAGAGAAUAGGGGCCCCUUCCCUCUCUACCCAGCCCUAUAUCCCUUUCGACGCCUGCUACACAGGCUACCAUUCGAAGCCCAAGAGUGACCAGCGUUAAUUUUCUCAAACAAUCUCAACACAUAAACCAGAGAAGAGGUUAUGAGAGUUAACAAAAUACCAGUGGGAAAAUACGUUGAAUUUCUCUCAAGCAUUUUCUUAAGGGAAUGUAUGGAGAUCAGUGUGGAGAAUUUGUAUGUGGAUAUUGGGUCUGAAAGUAGUUAGCCGCAAGAGCGAUAAACAUUAGCCUGCGUUGCUGCCGGCCCACGCAUCGUCCUGACCGUUUGCAGAAGGUUUAGAGUGUGCGCAAUGCAGGCUAUUAAACAUCAACAUUAAGUUUCUCCUUUUCCUUUUUAAAUGCGGCGUGGUCAGGACAAUUGGCUGAUUUAGCAACAGAAUGGGAUCGUCAGUUGAUGACGGCGCGUGCAAAUCAAACAACUGGCUUGACCAAUGUGGGAAUCGGAAGUCGAGUUUAGUCCUUUCCGCGCGCUGACGUUCCCAUUCUGUUGCUAUACCAGCCCUUGGGACAUGAUCACGCAAGAUGAGGUCAAUUGAUGCCUAAGCAAUUUCUCCCCACUAUUUGUAAAGGAAACGUAUCGGGGCACCCAACGAGAAUUUACUUCUCAGUAUUAAGGUGGAUUUCCACUGUCGCAUAAUUUUUCCGUGCGUCUGCACGUAAAUUUUACGCGCGUAAAUAAAAUAGAGACAAUGUAUGGAAGGUCACGCGUAAACGUUUAAGUGGAACCUCGCUCGCUAGCCUGUGCACAGACGUUGUUUUAUUUUUCUUUUCGAAAACAUCGGCGAGCUCGCGAGCGAAGCGAGCCUGCGAGAACGAGCGUGGAGCGCGAGAAAGAUUCGUCUUCCCCCACCCUACCCCCUUUCGCUGGUGGUCAAUAAACCCACUGCGGUUUAUAUUUUAUCACGCGCGCUCGACGGACUUUGAAGGGGAAAAUAGAUAAAAAUACGUGGUAUGUACGUUAAAGUUAUGCUACGGUAGAAAUCAACCCUUAGUGUUUAAAGGAUUAAUAAUGAUAAAGAAAUGUAAAAAAGAACGAGGGUGCAAAAUGUACCGCUGUCCACGUCUCUAAAUUGAUUAUUAAUUUGAUAAAAUUUAAAACAAAAAAAAAGAAAAUAUUUAAUUAAAUUUAUCCAGGGUUUUACAUUAAUGUGCCCAAUUUUAUAUGUUACUGUAGGAACAUUGGGCAGAGCAUUAAAAUUUCUCUGACCAUGUCCGGUCCCCUCGCUUCUCUAAUAAGGACAGUUGUUCCACAAAGGAUAAACGAGUUGAUAAUUGGUUGAUUUUGUUCUGAUUACAGGAACCUCUGACAGAACAGGAUAUCAUUGAUGCUCUUCCAGUCAAAGACAUGACGCUUGACAUUAUCAUUGUGACAAAAAUCCUCAGCGAUCGCGGUACUAACGCACUGGGUGACUUUGAAGUUCAGUACAUGUACGAUCCUAGAGGAACCAAGCCAGUUGAAAAGUAAGAAUGACUACCAGAGAAUUUGUUCUCAUUGAGAACCUGUGUUAACUGUAGAUAGUUAGUUAUAGUUAUAGUUAACUGUAGAUACAGUGUUAAGAAUUUUGCACUUUGUUACCCAAUGACUCCUCUCCUCACCCCACCCUGGUCAAUUUUGUUCGGUUGAGGUAGGAAAUGAUCCAGCCGGACUGCAACAUUUUUUUUGGUUGGGGGAGGAGGAGGAGUAGUUCUUUUGUCGUUGCUGCCAUUGCUUUCAAGAGCUUUAUCUUGAAACAUGACACGGCAACGUCCAUUUUUCUUAACAUUUCUGUCCAAGAGUGUGGCUUUUACUUGAAAAUAAUAAACGACAGCAAAGUAUUGCUUCGUUAGAUUUUGCCCUCUACUCAAGAAAUACAGCUCGCUCACAAGUGAAUGAUGAAACUCGAGACGACCUCGUUCCCAGGUUCUCUCUCCGUAGGGAGGGAUUGGAGAGAACUCUGGGAACGAGGUUGAACUUGAGCUGGUAUGAUUCUGGUGUUAAAUGGGUCAAUAGACACCAAAAAAACCUCACUAAUGAUGUGUAAAUUGUUCUGAUUGCAGAUUACGGAAACGAUUACUUGAAGUUAGUGACAUCAUUGCCGAGAGAAACAAGAGUCGUCCAUUCCCUUAUCCCUACCUGGACCCUAAAGAAGUCCCCAAUGCUAUCAGUAUUUAGAUCCUUCAUCGCCCGGAAAUGGCUAAGAAUUCAGUACACUAAACGCUCCAAGAGAACAAAUAUAAGACGCGAUUAUCAAAACUCACGAAGACAUUUUGUGCCAGAAAGGAAUUUCUGAAAUUUAGUUGAAACUUUGUACAAGCCCGAAACCAACGCAAUUUGUUUUUAAAAUGUAGAAGGUGAUUUUUUGUACUGCAAAUCGGUGAAGACCGGAUCGUUUUUUAGCGGCAUUUUGCCCGUAACGUAGAUUUUCUGGCGCGAAAUGUGAUUGUGACCUUAGAAUCGCACUUUGGGUCUCUUCUUGUAAAUCACAUUGUAUGUAUAUUAAUUUUAGUGAAUGGAAACUGUCGGAGGAAUUAGUAUAGCAAGAAAUUCUAUUUUUUUUUUCAAAGUUGGUCUGUUAAAAGCAAAUUUUGGCAAAUUUUAAGGCGAUUCGACACUGAAAAUCUUGGGAUUCAAAUUCUUUUGUCACUCCUUCGACUGUUCAAAAUUCAUAUCCAAAUUAUAGGGAGCGCUUACCAUUUGUAUGGAAAACCCGGUAAUUCCGGGGAGAAUUCAAAUGGAACAGUUCAUCCCGGUGGAAAUUUUCCGGAAAAAAGGAAUGCCUUUCGAGGUAUUACCUUUUUCCCGUUUUUACCAAAACGACUGAAAUUUUUCGUAUCAAUUUGUCUGGUUAACCAGUGCCAGGCUUCCCCUUGAGGCGGAAGGUGAAAAAUGGCGAUCUUUUCCAAGGAGGGCCAUGGUGUUUCGCAAAUGGUACAACUCUAACCAAUGCCUCUUUUCGAAAACGUUUUCAAGUACAGUACCAUUUGUCAGAAAUUUUUGCCGAAGUUUCCUUACAAAUGGUAUGCGCUCGGGGUCUAUGACGCUAGGAAAUUACUCUCAUUGGUCAAUUCUGUGCUGUAGUCAUUCCUCAGGGCUUGUAUACUGCUGUAGACUAAUGAAGAUAUCAAACAAAUUCCAUCUGGGAGCACAAACCAUAAUAAUUUUUUGGUGACUUUAUUUUUGAAAACGUUGACCUAUUCUUGCCAUCUACAGUAUGUCUAUUCUUGUCAUCCAUAGUAACAGACGAUAGCAAAGAUGUCUUGGUAGUAAAAUAUAGUCUUAAGUAACAAACCUGGGUACCAUGACAGUCCCUGUAAGUACUCCUAUGGCAUGUGCAUUUCAAAGUUACCCGUAACAUUACAUAUAUAACGAAACUAAAACUAAUAUGCAUACUUCAACCACCGUUCUAGGACUUGGAUAACGAUUAUAUUAGUAUAGUUAAACUGAUGGAUGAUUCCUUUGCGUAAUCGCGAGGUUUUUGUACAAUACCACAUGGAAAUUAUAGUGACAAAUAUGUUAUGCGUUCGCUUAACGUUUUUACUAAAAAGUUCAGAUAUUCUUUAUUCUUGUUACCAUUUGUUAUGCAUGUACCAUUAAAUAGUUUAUUUUGUAUUUUUAUUGUCAGUUACUUUACACUAUUUGGCAAAAUGGCUUUACAGCCCUUGCACAUGCCUAGGGUAAUAGUAGUUGCAUUCAAUAUUUAUUAUUCUUCCACGCGGUGAAGAGGGUUCUCUUCACAUAGAUUUAGUAGGAUUUGGAACACAGUCAAGUUGUGAGUGGUUCCCAGACGAAGAUGGAAAAAAAUGUUUAAGUUUGCUCUGGUUUCACACUUCUCCUGAUGAUUGGCUAUUUAUGACUGUCGUGAUUCUUUUUCAACCAGUCUCUGAGGUGAAGCCAAAAGCAGUUGUCAGUUUGCGUUCGUAUUUUGCCGCGCUGGGAACCGGUUACAAGUAUUUGCUCAGUCGAAUUCUGAUUGGUUUUACGUUACUCCUUGUGAUUGGCUGUCUGAAACUAUCGCGAUACUCUUUUAACCAAUCACCGACGUGUGACAAAAAGCGUUUAUCACGUCGUUUUUUCCCUUGCUUUUAUUCCCGAAUUCUGCUUUCUUCGUUGUUGUUGUUGUUGUUGUUGUUGUUUUUUUUGCGUCUUUAGAGAUUGGUUCGGUAGGACUUAACUGGAGACUACUCUAUUUGUAAUGAA
Molecule: messenger RNA, 14165 nt
Organism: Porites lobata
Lineage: Eukaryota; Metazoa; Cnidaria; Anthozoa; Scleractinia; Poritidae
Source: the annotation of a GenBank genome assembly